Acipenser ruthenus (sterlet) is the source of this 3458-nucleotide messenger RNA. RefSeq names its product glutamate receptor ionotropic, kainate 1-like. Gene Ontology annotation, molecular function: transmitter-gated monoatomic ion channel activity involved in regulation of postsynaptic membrane potential; kainate selective glutamate receptor activity. The record is from RefSeq and is a predicted model, not a curated record. NCBI's taxonomy places the organism in Eukaryota, Metazoa, Chordata, Actinopteri, Acipenseriformes, Acipenseridae. Gene Ontology annotation, biological process: modulation of chemical synaptic transmission; monoatomic ion transport; synaptic transmission, glutamatergic. Gene Ontology annotation, cellular component: presynaptic membrane; kainate selective glutamate receptor complex; postsynaptic membrane.
UUUAAUCAUUCCCUGGUGUACCCGUGUUGAGGUUUUAGCAGGUGAAUGCUGCCAGAUUUGAGGUUAAGCUGCUGGAGAUCAGACCCUGCAGUAAAAAUCAGCAGCUUCUAUUUUAAUUCUCGUCACAGUUCUUGCAACAGGGGCAAAUUAUCUCAGUUUUGCUUAGAUCUACUUUAACCCUGAAUAAGUAAACGACUUGUAAGACAAUUUAAAGAGAUAAAUAGUUCUGUGUAAGCGAUGAUGGGGUAAAGGAUGAAGACAAAAGUUCACUCUGAGCUGGUCUGUUGUGAGAAAAAAAUAAUUUGCUAAGCAGAAUGUCCAAGUAAAUGGGGGGGGGGGGUACAUCCACAUUUGAAAGCAGUUCAAAAACAACGAGGACUGGCAACUUAUCAGCAUGAAUUAAAGGGAAAAUGGAGAUCUGUGUUAAUUUCGACUCAAGAGUGUUUACCAUGGAUACUAGGACUGGACUGUUAUUUUCCGUCUUUUACUUUAUUUCAGAGUUUUGUCUGAGUUCACAGCAAGUCCUUAGAAUCGGAGGCAUUUUUGAAACCUUGGAGAAUGAACCUAUAAGUCUUGAAGAAUUGGCCUUCAAAUUUGCUGUCACUAAUAUAAACAGAAACAGGACAUUAAUGCCAAACACCACAUUAACCUACGACAUCCAGAGAAUUAACCUAUUUGAUAGUUUUGAAGCCUCCAGAAGAGCUUGUGACCAGCUUGCCCUGGGUGUAGCUGCUGUGUUUGGUCCAUCUCACAGUUCAUCUGUAAGUGCAGUGCAGUCUAUCUGUAAUGCAUUAGAAGUUCCUCAUAUCCAGACCCGGUGGAAACAUCCUGCAGUGGAUAACAAAGACACAUUUUACAUCAAUCUCUACCCAGAUUAUGUUUCCAUCAGCAGAGCUAUUUUGGACAUAGUGCAAUAUUACAAAUGGAAAACAGUUACAGUGGUGUAUGAAGAUAGCACAGGGUUAAUUCGCCUGCAGGAGCUUAUCAAAGCACCAUCCAGAUACAAUAUCAGAAUUAGAAUCCGGCAACUCCCCACGAUGAGUAAGGAUGCCAGACCUCUAUUGAAAGAAAUGAAGAAGGGCAAAGAGUUCUUUGUAAUAUUCGACUGCACACACCAAACAACAGCAGAGAUUCUUAAACAGAUCCUUUCCAUGGGGAUGAUGACUGAAUACUAUCACUACUUUUUCACCACACUGGACCUGUUUGCUUUGGAUCUUGAGCCCUACCGUUACAGUGGAGUAAACAUUACUGGAUUUCGACUCCUCAACAUCGACAAUGCGCAUGUGGCUUCAGUUGUAGAGAAAUGGUCGAUGGAACGUCUCCAGGCACCUCCCAAACCUGAAACUGGCUUAUUAGAUGGGAUUAUGACAACAGAAGCUGCCCUAAUGUAUGACGCUGUGUACAUGGUAGCUGUGGCUUCACAGCGUUCCUCCCAAAUGACAGUCAGCUCUUUACAGUGUCAUAGACACAAACCUUGGCGCUUCGGACCAAGAUUCAUGAACCUAUUUAAAGAGGCACAGUGGCAUGGAUUGACAGGACAUAUCACAAUUAAUAAAUCGGAUGGUCUGAGGAAAGAUUUUGAUUUGGAUAUAAUCAGUCUUAAUGAGGAAGGGAUGAAAAAGCUUGCUGGUAAUCCCACUCACCGUCUAAAAGUAUGGAAAAAGAUUGGAAUUUGGAAUUCAAAUGGUGGCCUUAACCUGACUGAUAGCAACAAAGAGAAAACAACUAAUAUUACAGACUCAAUGGCAAAUAGAACACUUAUUGUAACUACUAUUCUGGAAGACCCAUAUGUAAUGUAUAAGAAAUCAGACAAACCAUUGUAUGGAAAUGACCGAUUUGAGGGAUACUGUCUGGAUUUGCUGAAGGAACUGUCAAACAUUCUUGGUUUUACUUAUGAGGUGAAACUUGUAUCAGAUGGUAAAUAUGGAGCCCAGAAUGACAAGGGUGAAUGGAAUGGAAUGGUCAGAGAACUUAUAGAUCAUAAAGCUGACCUGGCUGUGGCUCCUUUAACCAUCACCUAUGUGAGGGAGAAGAUGAUUGACUUUUCCAAGCCUUUCUUGACCCUGGGGAUCAGUAUUUUGUACCGCAAACCAAAUGGCACAAACCCUGGUGUAUUCUCCUUCUUAAAUCCCCUCUCUCCUGAUAUCUGGAUGUAUGUUCUACUGGCCUGCCUUGGUGUCAGCUGUGUGCUGUUUGUCAUAGCAAGGUUUACACCUUAUGAGUGGUAUAACCCCCACCCAUGCAACCCUGACUCGGACGUGGUGGAAAGCAAUUUUACUUUACUAAAUAGUUUCUGGUUUGGAGUUGGAGCUCUCAUGCAGCAAGGAUCGGAACUGAUGCCCAAAGCACUUUCCACCAGAAUAGUUGGUGGAAUCUGGUGGUUUUUUACUUUAAUAAUCAUAUCAUCCUACACUGCUAACCUGGCUGCCUUCUUGACUGUUGAGAGAAUGGAUUCACCAAUUGAUUCUGCAGACGAUCUAGCCAAACAAACUAAAAUUGAAUAUGGGGCUGUCAGAGACGGAUCAACCAUGACAUUUUUUAAGAAAUCGAAAAUUUCUACGUUUGAAAAAAUGUGGGCCUUUAUGAGUAGCAGACAACAGACGGCCUUGGUAAAGAAUAAUGAUGAAGGAAUUCAGCGAGUACUGACUACUGACUAUGCGCUGCUGAUGGAGUCUACCAGCCUCGAGUUUGUCACUCAGAGAAACUGCAACCUUACCCAGAUUGGAGGGCUCAUUGACUCAAAGGGUUAUGGAGUGGGGACACCCAUUGGUUCCCCUUACAGGGAUAAAGUCACUAUUGCAAUCCUAAAGUUACAAGAGGAAGGCAAAUUGCAUAUGAUGAAGGAGAAAUGGUGGCGUGGUAAUGGAUGCCCUGAAGAAGACAGCAAAGAAGCAAGUGCUUUGGGAGUGGAAAACAUUGGAGGGAUUUUUAUUGUACUUGCAGCAGGACUUGUGCUUUCUGUCUUUGUAGCCAUUGGAGAGUUUAUAUAUAAAUCCAGGAAAAAUAAUGACAUAGAACAGUGUAUUUCUUUUAGUGCUGUAAUGGAGGAGCUUGGCAUCUCACUUAUGUCACGCAACUAUAAAAAAAGGUCCAGAAUUACAGGAUUUGCAAGCAUUUUAAUGUGCCACCCUAAAAGGGUAUUGAGGAAAGAAACCAUGGCAUAAAGGAAUAUCGCAUCAACUUCCUCCUUCCUCCGUGGAUGGGGACAGUUGGAUAUGGACUUAAUUCUUGUUCUUUCAAUGUCUUUUUAUUAAACGUAAUUUUUUGUAUAAAGAUGCCUUUGAAUACAUGGGUAAAGCGUGAUGUAUUAUACACCAUUUUAAAUUUCUAGAAGAGUUUUGUUAUAUUCCUUGUUCCAGUAAAAAAAGUAUUUUGAAUAACACUCCACCCAACCCAUCAUGUAUACACCCCGUACUUUCUAGUGUUGUACCUACUUUUGAAAUAAAAUGUUUACAAUU